Cygnus atratus (black swan) is the source of this 2833-nucleotide messenger RNA. It is a transcript of the gene UBQLN4, whose product is annotated as ubiquilin 4. Lineage: Eukaryota; Metazoa; Chordata; Aves; Anseriformes; Anatidae. Gene Ontology annotation, cellular component: cytosol. The record is from RefSeq and is a predicted model, not a curated record. Gene Ontology annotation, biological process: ubiquitin-dependent protein catabolic process. Gene Ontology annotation, molecular function: polyubiquitin modification-dependent protein binding.
GGGCCGGGCCCCGGCGGGGUGGCUGGGGGGCCCGGGGGGGCCCUGAUCCGCGUCACGGUGAAGACCCCCAAGGAUAAGGAGGAGAUCGUCAUCGCGGACGGGGCCUCCGUGCGAGAGUUCAAAGAAGAGAUUUCCAGGCGGUUUAAAGCCAAACAGGAUCAGCUGGUUCUGAUCUUUGCUGGGAAGAUCCUGAAGGACGGAGACACUUUGAAUCAACACGGGAUCAAAGAUGGGCUGACGGUGCACUUGGUCAUUAAGACUCCACAGAAGGUCCAAGAUCCAACAGCUGCUGCUUCUGCCCCCAAUGCUGCUUCUGCCCCCACCGCAAGCUCCCCUUCUCCUGCUGCCCCGUCUCAGCCUUCCACAUCCAGCAGCGCCGCUUCGGACGCCGGCAGCGGCAGCAGGCGGAGCAGCGGAUCAGGGACUGUGGGAGGUCCUGGAGAUGGAGGCCCUAACAGUGCCACGUCCAUCCUUUCUGGCUUUGGCGGCAUCACCGGGCUGGGCAACCUUGGGAUGGGCUCGGCCAACUUCAUGGAGCUCCAGCAGCAGAUGCAGCGGCAGCUGAUGUCCAACCCCGAGAUGCUCUCGCAGAUCAUGGAGAACCCCUUGGUGCAGAACAUGAUGUCCAACCCGGACCUCAUGAGGCAGAUGAUCAUGGCCAAUCCCCAAAUGCAGCAGCUCAUGGAGCGAAACCCGGAGAUCAGCCACAUGCUGAACAACCCGGAGCUCAUGAGGCAGACAAUGGAGUUGGCUCGUAACCCUGCCAUGAUGCAGGAGAUGAUGCGGAACCAGGACCGUGCUUUGAGCAACCUCGAGAGCAUUCCAGGAGGCUACAACGCCCUGCGCCGGAUGUACACGGACAUCCAGGAGCCCAUGUUCAGCGCAGCCAGGGAGCAGUUUGGCAACAAUCCUUUCUCUUCCUUGACGGGGAACUCUGAUAGCUCAAGCUCUCAGCCUUUGCGGACGGAGAACAGAGAGCCGUUACCGAACCCCUGGAGCCCCACGCCCCCUGCUUCCCAGAGCCAGGCGCCCAGCAGCGAAGGCAGCACUGGCCCAGCAACCACCCAAAGCACACCGACUGUAUCCAACCCCUUCGGGCUGAAUGCUGCUAGCAUUGGGGCUGGCAUGUUUAACAGCCCAGAGAUGCAAGGCCUCCUGCAGCAGAUUUCCGAAAACCCUCAGCUGAUGCAGAACAUGAUCUCUGCCCCUUAUAUGCGGAGCAUGAUGCAAACUCUUGCCCAGAACCCGGACUUUGCAGCACAGAUCAUGGUAAAUGUCCCCCUCUUUGCUGGGAAUCCACAGCUUCAAGAACAGCUCCGCCUUCAGCUCCCUGUCUUCCUGCAGCAGAUGCAGAACCCAGACUCCCUCUCCAUUCUCACCAACCCCCGCGCCAUGCAGGCGCUCCUCCAGAUCCAGCAGGGACUCCAGACGCUGCAAACGGAGGCCCCAGGACUAGUGCCAAGCCUCGGCUCCUUUGGCAUGCCUCGAAUGCCCCCGUCCUCCACAGGAGGAAGCACAAUCCCGGAGAACCCCGUUCCCUCUGCUUCGACGCCGGCCAGUGCCUCUCCAGCUGGGGGUGGUAACCCCCAACAGCAGCUCAUGCAGCAGAUGAUCCAGCUGCUGGCCGGAGGAAGCUCUCAAGCGCAGAGUCCUGAAGUGCGAUUCCAACAGCAGCUGGAGCAGCUGAAUGCCAUGGGCUUCAUUAAUCGUGAGGCCAACCUCCAGGCGCUUAUUGCCACUGGUGGAGACAUCAAUGCAGCUAUUGAGAGACUGCUGGGCUCCCAGCCUUCCUAAACUCUUGUCAUGCUGCCCCACAGAUGUCAGCACAUGCAUCCAUACACAUGCGCAGGGGGAUCUUUCAGGAAAGCCCACCAUCAUUUUCAUAUCUGACAGCUGUCCAUGUAUUUAAAACAAAAAGAUACAGCUUAACCCCUGACCUUCCUACUAAGUUAAGAUUUCAUGUUGAAAUGCUCUUUAACUGGCUUGUAUGUGGAUUCCAGUUCUCAUCGUGGCCACAAAGACUUCAGAUGUGUAUUUUUUCCUAAAUAUGCCCUCUGUCUCAGACACUCUUCUCUCUUUCUCUAGAUGGUAGAGGCGAUACUUCUAGUUAUUUACCUGAAUGAUUGUGUUUUGAGUAGCUUGAUUUUAACUGUACAUGAUUCUCUCCCUUAGCCUUCCUUUCAGGCAAAUAUUUAAAACUUGAGCCAAGUUUGGUUUCUGGUUAUUUCUCCCAGCAUCUUAUUGGGAAUGGAUCAAAAGAAAAAUUGAAGUGGCUUGGAAACUUCUGAUGUCAUUUGUUUUAAUACUUCAUUGGAUGAACCGAGCUUGUGUCCCUCGCACACAGGUGUCGCAAAUCUCCUGGUAAAGGGUUGAUGUGCAUGGAAACUACAUCUGCACUGUGGUUCCUUACGCUGUCGGGAUAGUGUAAAGUAGCCUGGAUGCCUUCAGGGAUCAGGCUUGCUGUUGAACUCGAGUUGAAGCGGCGUGCAGAAGGUGUUUGAAAGGUGGGUUUCUGCCCAAACGAUACAGUUCUUGUGCAGCAGUGUCAGGGGUUUGUUGGCUCAGCAGGUUCAUUUCUGAAAGCGUAAAAGCAAGAAGAGGUUGAAAAACAAGGCAAAGAUCUCUUCUUUCCACUGGAAAAUGUUGACGUUCAUGUUCUUCCCAGUUUAGACCACCCUCCCCCCCCCCCAUUUUGGUGUGUUUGAAUGUUACGACUCUCCAAGAAACUCUCCCCAAGGACCAGCAGGGUGAUAUUUUCCCAAGAGCCUCCAUGGCUGUGUAAUUUGCAUACCAUUUUUAUCAAAGAAAAAAAUAAAUGCGCACAACCAUCCGU